UGUGUUUUGUGUGUACACAAUGUACGUGCGCCACACUGCACUAGCUACACAGUACGCAGAGGUAAUAGACGUGAUAUGCCCCGUGUGUUGUGUAGUAUGUACGAAUUGACAGCUACUUAUUCGGCACAGUCACUAGCUGUUCAUUAGUUGAUUUCUUCAGCAUCAGCUGGCGUAAUAAUCUUCUGCGAUUCCGAGGCCUUUGUGGGAUUCAUAUAUUUUUUUUUCUCGGACUUUUGUUGCCGUUGCUUCCAGUACCAGGACUUAACAGAACGAACGGCAGACAUCAUGCCGCUCUUCGGCCACCGGGAAAAGCGAGGGCGUGAGCCCAACCGGCCAAGGCUGGAGGAUAAAUAUGACCUCAAGGAAGUGUUAGGAACGGGUGCCUUCUCGGAGGUGGUGAUGGCAGAAGACAAGCACACAGGAGAAUCGGUAGCAAUAAAAUGCAUCGACAGAAGAGCACUCAAAGGGAAAGAGGACACACUGGAAAACGAGGUCUCCGUCUUAAAGAAGAUCCGGCAUUCAAAUAUCGUGAAGCUGUAUGAGAUCUUUGAAAACAAAACACACGUGUACCUCGUCAUUGAACUAGUCACCGGCGGCGAGCUCUUCGACAGAAUAGUCGCCAAGGGUAGCUACACGGAGAAGGACGCUAGCAAUAUAAUGAAGCAAGUCCUGGAGGCGACGGAGUACAUCCACGGGCAGGGAGUAGUUCACCGAGAUCUCAAGCCCGAGAAUCUUCUUUUUUACAACCCCCACGAAGACUCCAAGAUCAUGAUCAGCGACUUUGGCCUGUCCAAGAUGGAAGGAUCGGGCGAUAUGAACACAGCGUGCGGUACGCCGGGCUAUGUUGCCCCGGAGGUGCUGCGGCAAAAACCCUACGGCAAAGCGGUAGACGUGUGGUCCAUCGGAGUCAUCACAUACAUAUUACUAUGUGGCUACCCGCCGUUUUACGACGAGAGCGACACUGUCCUAUUUCAGCAGAUCAUGAACGGUCACUACGAGUUUGACUCGCCAUACUGGGACGAGAUAUCCGAUUCAGCUAAAGACUUCAUCAGUCAUCUAAUGAAGGUUGACCAUAAGGAGAGAUAUACAUGUUUACAGGCCAUAGCACAUCCAUGGAUUUCAGGAAACACUGCCCUCGAUAAGGAUAUUCACGAGUCCGUCAGCGAACAGAUCAAGAAGAAUUUUGUCGCCAAAUCCAAGUGGAAGCAAGCCUUCAAUGCAACAGCCGUGGUGCGUCACAUGCGCAAGCUGGGGCUAGGAGAAUUAGCAGCUGCGGCCAAUAACAACGGCGGGCAACCGCAGGGUGCACGCAGCGACGACAAGGAUACCAGCGCUGGACGGCAGCAAAGCAACAGUACACUACCGGGCACCGGGGAAGGACAGCAGAGUGCAAGCAGCAAAGGAGCAUCAGAAUCAAGGAGAUGA
Molecule: messenger RNA, 1425 nt
Organism: Patiria miniata (bat star)
Lineage: Eukaryota; Metazoa; Echinodermata; Asteroidea; Valvatida; Asterinidae
Product: calcium/calmodulin-dependent protein kinase type 1-like
Exons: 9
Coding region: 286-1425 (379 amino acids)
Biological process (GO): protein phosphorylation
Molecular function (GO): calcium/calmodulin-dependent protein kinase activity; ATP binding; calmodulin binding
Source: RefSeq, a predicted model, not a curated record